AUGUCAUUCAGGGGACUAAGCCGGCCUAAUGCAACAUCAGGGAUGGGUGUUGCUGAUCACAGCAUAAACACAUUCUUGGAACUGCAGAGGAAGAAAGUUCACCGCUAUGUGGUAUUUAGAAUUGAUGAAAAAAAGAAGGAAGUCGUGGUUGAGAAGACUGGUGGCCCUGCUGAGAGCUACGAGGAUUUCGCUGCAUCUUUGCCUGAGAAUGACUGCAGAUAUGCUGUAUAUGACUUUGAUUUUGUGACUUCUGAGAAUUGUCAGAAGAGCAAGAUAUUUUUCAUUGCAUGGUCUCCUUCAACCUCUCGAAUCCGUGCCAAGAUGCUCUACGCAACUUCUAAAGACAGGUUCAGACGAGAGCUGGAUGGUAUCCACUAUGAGAUUCAGGCCACUGACCCUACUGAGAUGGAUCUGGAAGUGAUCAGAGAACGCGCUAAUUAA
Jatropha curcas is the source of this 441-nucleotide messenger RNA. RefSeq names its product actin depolymerizing factor 6 (gene ADF6). Gene Ontology annotation, molecular function: actin binding. Gene Ontology annotation, cellular component: actin cytoskeleton. Gene Ontology annotation, biological process: actin filament depolymerization. The record is from RefSeq and is marked provisional. Lineage: Eukaryota; Viridiplantae; Streptophyta; Magnoliopsida; Malpighiales; Euphorbiaceae.